AUGUUGCGCUUGACUGCCACGUUUCGGUCGUUCCAGGUAGCACUAGCAGGAGGCAGGGGAAUGGAAGCCUAUCAGCAAGCCGUCGCCGAUGGACUCGAAGUGCCAAGCUUUUCUCCCUCUGGCUUUGGCGACGGAAGCGCGGGAGGCGUGGUGCGGUUAUGCGGGGCUAGGGGUUUAGAGCCAGCGUUAGUAGCGCCGGUGGCUGGGCGUGGGGGUUACCGGACACCCAUCCUCCCGGUGGUCGUUUCGGGCGGGGGUUUCAGACACCGGAGCGGGGGCUGGAGGUCGAGCGACCCAGCGCCUUGUUUUCUCUCCGAGGGGGCACUUUCUGCCGUCGCCAAGGUCUCCCCGCGGCCGUGCUACUACCGAAUAGGCGGGGACCGGGUCUUCUGCCAGGAGGCAUGGCAGCCGGUGGUGUCGGCGUUGGCGGAGGCUGGAGCGACGUCGGACAGCCGAGAAAGAGUGCUAGUUAUGGAGGCGGACGCUGUGUCCUCCGACGCCCCUCAGGCUCUCAUGUCGCCGCCUCGCGAGGUUGAGGGUGGAGAGGGGAGGCUAGGAGAGGACCAGGCGGUGUGGGGGUUGGCCAUGCUGCGAAGAGCUCUCGAGGAGAGGAGAAGAGAGCAGGGCGCCGGGAGGCUGGCGAGCGUCCUCCUGGCGGAGAGGCGCCUGGUCUGUGCAGAGGGGUCCGUGAGCAUAGACGCGCGGGCGGCGCUGCUGCUGUCGGUGCUGUGUUGGGCUGGGCAAUGCCAAGGGGACGACGACGCCCUUGCGGACGAAGCAACAACGGCGGCAGCAGUUGCUGGCGUGCUUGGCACAACGGAGGGCUCCGUCGCCCCUGGCGAGGAAUCGGGGGCUGAUACCGCUGCUGUUGCGGAGGAGGAGGAGGAUACUAUGGGAGUAGAUGGGGACGCUACCGCCCGAGCAGACGAUGACGAGCAGGGCCGGCCAGCCAGCACAGCGGUGAGGGUGCUGGUCGUGCUCGAGAGGAUGGGACGCGGUGUCAGGGUCGCCGCCGCACGGUUGGGACAGGUCAGGUCCGCGAUGGGUCGCUCGCUGGGCGCGGUCUCGGCCUGGCUUGCGAAGAACGCGAGGAGGAGGCCCACCACCCCCGAUGCCGCAAUCAAGCGGGUGUUGGUGUACGACACGCAUGACGACGAAUCGUUCCGGUGGCUGGCUGCGAAGAUGCUCAAGGUGGGCUGGACUGUCGAGCGGCAGACGUCUGAGCGGCUGCGCAACGAGGCAGGUGUACCUGUUUUGGUGCACAGCUGCAGCGACGAGAAGACGCUUACGGCUGCUGCCGGUCACGUCGUUGAGGGCGCAAACGGUAAGGUGUGUGCUGUGGUGCACAACUGGGAUUGCGGAGUGGAGGCGAGGCGUCUCUUGGUCGAAGCUCGAGAAACGGUACUACCCAAUGAAGGGCGUGCCGCGCGCCAACCAUCUGUGGAGGUGAUUUGCACUGCGGAAGUGGGAGAAGACUUAUUCCAGUUCGUGAGAUGGCAGCUUUUGUCAGGAGCCACAACCGACCAGGUGCAGCAGGGGCUCGACGAUCUAUUCGGCGCGUUCUACGAAACUGAACAAGAGAAGCCAUCGUAGAGUGACCGUUACGUUACGGGUCAAGUGCUGAGAU
Molecule: messenger RNA, 1627 nt
Organism: Ectocarpus sp. CCAP 1310/34
Lineage: Eukaryota; Phaeophyceae; Ectocarpales; Ectocarpaceae
Source: the annotation of a GenBank genome assembly